This is a messenger RNA of Trypanosoma conorhini, 1182 nucleotides long. RefSeq lists its product as uncharacterized. The record is from RefSeq and is a predicted model, not a curated record. The coding region runs from base 1 to 1182 and encodes 393 amino acids. Lineage: Eukaryota; Euglenozoa; Kinetoplastea; Trypanosomatida; Trypanosomatidae. The transcript has a single exon.
AUGUCGGGGACCCCGUCGACGAGGCAGGAGUCGAUGGAGGCAAAACCGCCUCUGGAUGCGGUGGCGCGGCCAUCGAGGACAAUAUCGUUAAAUCCAAGCGCAGCUCAGCAGGCCACGCGCGGGCUGCAUUCUAAAAAUUAUUCCUAUUUAAGCGAGAGUGCGUGGGAAUCCCGUGAGAGCAACUCAGGGUAUUACCAGGAGCAGCAGGCCGACGUGGACGAGGGUAUACGCCACAACUUCUACCAGAGGCUCUACCGGUUUUACAAGGUGUAUAACCCCCAAAAAAUAGACCGCAUCGACGAAUAUAUUGCAGCUCACAAAGGGCAGGAGGAGAUCCUCUUUGCGAUACUGGUCCGAAAGUAUGGUCCGGAACCCCAAGAUACGGCACCCCAGUUAAUGAAUUCAACCUGCUCUACCGAGAAUGCCUCAACUAUGCUGCACGAAGCCGGUAAACGUUACACAUUUCCUGUGUCUGUCUCUCCCCAACAAGGUAAUACUGACUGCGAAACACCGUAUUGGGGCAACUUUAACCUGAUUGGCGAGCGCGAUGUCCUGGGGUUGCUGUGCAACCUAGAGACCACGAAUGAGGAGCUGCAAAAGUGCUACAUUGGUAUGCUAGCGCAGCAUCCGAGUAGCUCAUGGAAUGGCAUGACAUACAUUACACGUGCGAAAGGAGUGGCUCCAAGUGGGACGUCAUUCUUAGGACAUGUUUGGGCGGGCACUCUUUCAAGCGUAAAGCCGCUGGUUCAUGGGGGUGCUGUGUAUCAACGGACCGAUUUGUAUUGUACGGAGGAAUGCCAGCGUGCUGGGCUGCACGAACGCUGGCGACUGAGUGUGUAUAGUAAUGAGGUGAACUCGCUUCAUUUGUUUCGAGUAGUAUGGGAUCCAGUGAUUGCCUUGGAGCCUCCCCCUCUUAGUCGAUCAGCAGUUUCGUUGCCGUCCUCUUCGGAACAAGUUUCUUUGAUGGGAUCUAGCGCAAGCCGUUCCCGUUUUCGCAGUGAGGGGGCAGGGCAGCCGCGACAGCCCUCUGUGAGCGUUACAUUGGCGGGCAUCAUGACAGCCCUGGAAAGAAUUGAAGGAAAGUUGUGGACGCGACUGGAUGCAUUAUACGCGAAAGUCUCCUCAUUGGAGUCAAGGUUUUCUGCCUGGGAAGCUGCGUCGCAAACCAAUGCCACCAGUUGA